This is a messenger RNA of Rhea pennata, 792 nucleotides long. Its product is annotated as gap junction beta-6 protein. Gene Ontology annotation, cellular component: connexin complex. Gene Ontology annotation, molecular function: gap junction channel activity. The record is from RefSeq and is a predicted model, not a curated record. The coding region runs from base 1 to 792 and encodes 263 amino acids. NCBI's taxonomy places the organism in Eukaryota, Metazoa, Chordata, Aves, Rheiformes, Rheidae. The transcript has a single exon. Gene Ontology annotation, biological process: cell-cell signaling; gap junction-mediated intercellular transport.
AUGGAUUGGGGAGCUCUGCAGACCAUCUUAGGAGGUGUAAAUAAACACUCCACCAGUAUUGGGAAGAUAUGGCUCACAGUCCUGUUCAUCUUCCGUAUCAUGAUCCUUGUAGUGGCUGCAGAGAGAGUCUGGGGAGAUGAACAAGAUGAUUUCAUCUGCAACACUCUGCAGCCUGGUUGCAAAAAUGUUUGCUAUGACCAUUUUUUCCCUAUCUCUCACAUCAGACUCUGGGCCCUGCAGCUGAUCUUUGUUUCCACACCUGCGCUGCUGGUGGCCAUGCAUGUAGCUUACAGACGGCACGAGAAGAAAAGGCAGUUCAGAAAGGGAGAUCAGAAAUGCGAAUAUAAAGACAUUGAAGAAAUCAGAACGCAGAAGUUUCGUAUUGAGGGCUCCUUGUGGUGGACAUACACCGGCAGCAUCUUCUUCAGACUGGUCUUUGAAGCGGUCUUCAUGUAUGCGUUUUACUUCAUGUACGAUGGGUUCCGAAUGCCUCGCUUAAUGAAAUGUAAUGCUUGGCCCUGCCCCAACACAGUAGACUGCUUUGUUUCGCGACCUACUGAAAAGACAGUGUUUACUAUUUUCAUGAUUGCUGUGUCCAGCAUUUGCAUUCUGUUAAAUGUGGCUGAGUUAUGUUACUUGUUGGUAAAAUUCUUUCUCAAAAGGUCUAGAAAGGCUGGAAAUUCAAAACAUCACCCCAACCAUGAGAAUAAAGAAGAAACCAAACAAAAUGAAAUGAAUGAGUUAAUAUCUGAUAGCUGUCAGAACACAGUCACAGGAUUUUCAAGUAGCUAA